ACGUCAUCUGUGUUGUUUAUUCCAACCUCAAAUAGCCACCGUUUAAUUGAUUUUUUUAAAUACAAACAAAGGUAUAAUGAACUGGGACGAAGAUGUAGAUUUGUUACCAAAUAAAAAGUCUGCCACCAAACACGGUAGACGGGCCAGUAAUACACCAGGAACUCCAGAGGAAGUUUUGGACGGUUCAGGGUCAAACAAUACUCCUGAUGUUCCAAUAAGAACUAGGAAAACUGGCGGGUGGGCUGUUGAGGGCACAAAAUCUAGCAAGACAAAGGGGCCGAAUAUCAUGGAACAGGAACGUUUCCAAAAUGAAAAAGGACAUGAGUCUGACGAUGACAUUCCAGUGAUACCUGAUAUUGAUGAUAUGCCAGAUGAUCCUCUGAAUUUACCAGAUGUUAAAGUUCCAAACAUGACUGUGAAAGAGUCAACCUAUAAAGAGCUAGAUUCUCAAUUUGAAACCGGACAACCGAACUUUGGAAAUAUAGGGGAUAUUGACUUAUCAAUUUUAACUAGCAGGCUUUAUCCUGAGAAGGAAGUACAGAGGUGUACUGAAGUUUGGACUAUGGAAUCUUUGUACCAAGAUCUUGCUAAACAGUAGACAGUAGUAGAUUAUGAUGCCUUAGUGUUAGUGCCUUCAUUUGUACUAACUAUUUGGAAUGAUAUUAAUCAGUUAUUUAUAUUAUGAAUAAUAUUUUUUGUAUAUUACGAAGAAAUAGUAAUAAUGAAACAGUUUCUUAUUAGAAAUUUAAGUCGUUUCAUAAAUGCAAAAGAUGGAGCACAAUAGAAAAAGUGAAAAAAUUGCUGGACAUUUUUCCCCAUUUUUAAUAGUAUAAUAAAUAUUGCGAACAUUCAUGCAAAGCUUGGAACAGCUGAAGUUCUUGCCCAUUUUCCCUAAAUUUCAAUAAAAAAGUCGCAUUCAAAAGUCAUUUUUUUAUCGCUUUAUUAAAUAAAUAAAUCACUUUAA
Molecule: messenger RNA, 964 nt
Organism: Zophobas morio
Lineage: Eukaryota; Metazoa; Arthropoda; Insecta; Coleoptera; Tenebrionidae
Gene: IFT43
Product: intraflagellar transport protein 43 homolog
Exons: 5
Coding region: 77-598 (173 amino acids)
Biological process (GO): intraciliary retrograde transport
Cellular component (GO): intraciliary transport particle A; cilium
Source: RefSeq, a predicted model, not a curated record